Molecule: messenger RNA, 1107 nt
Organism: Fonsecaea multimorphosa CBS 102226
Lineage: Eukaryota; Fungi; Ascomycota; Eurotiomycetes; Chaetothyriales; Herpotrichiellaceae
Exons: 1
Coding region: 1-1107 (368 amino acids)
Source: RefSeq, a predicted model, not a curated record
AUGGCUUACUUCAAUAGCAUGAACUCCAACCGAACCAGCGGGACCGGUAGUGGUUGGAGGCAGAGUUGGUCGCCUUCUAGGGAUAUGUCAGCACCGUGGAGGCGAUUAUCAGGUCCUUCGCCUACAGACAGUCAAGGCUUCGGAAUCACAGAGGCAGACAGGCCACCCUUGAUCCCACGAUCUCAUCCUGAUGGCGUGGCAUAUGCAGGUACGGUCCCCCAGACACCUACCGGCACAUUUCCCACUUCGUCCUCCAUCUCCUGUUUGGACCCUACUAACUACCGCAGGAAGUUUCAGAUCCAUUCGAUUUAUGAACUUGCAGCAGGGACCAUUAUUCGCGGACUUCACGUGAGCGAAGCCGUGGACUCUGUUUCCCGCUCGGACCGGCGCGCGUCACGACAGACAUUCAACGAGGAGUCUGAAACUUGGACGAAAAGGAUUAUGCACAAACAUCGUCACUUUAUUGUGGUCCAGGUUUACGAUUCCCACUACGUCGCGUUGCCUGUGUUCACGAAUGCCGGGCGGGGUCUGGCGCCCGUUCCGCAGCAUGAGAAGAAACACUACAUGUCGAUCCGCGACCAUCGGACAGACAACUUCGAAUGCCAGAAUCCGGAGCUGCCGGUCCUGGUGACAGAGGAGAUGGAACCUCACAGCGCUAACCUCGCUCCAAAUAGCGUGGUUAAGUUUACAAUUCCUCAAACAUUUCUGAUCACGAACGAGAUCGAAAUUGUUGGGCAGCUGACGGGUUGGAGCACGGCUGUGCUCUCAAAGCACUAUCGUCGAGACGAUGGCGAAGUGGUCGGAGAACCCACACCCGAACACAUUCAGAGGGUGACUGAGGCUGCGCGGCUGGCAAGACUCAGGCAGCAAGAGUUCAAGGUCGCCUUUGCAGACGGUCCGAGCCACGGUGGCCUGCAGAGAUUCCGCCGACAGACAAUGUCUCGGUCUCCGUCGUCGCCUCGAUGGGGCGUUCGAGAUGAGAGCCGUCGUCGGUCAUAUUCCCCAGACUCUCUGGGUGACGUGCCAAUGCGUGAUGCUCGUCCUGCUGAUCCACCGCCACCAAAUGUGUCCAAUCGAUUCGAUAUGUUGCGCGACGAGUUAAGAUAA